GUCACAUUUUGGGUAGGUCCCUUUGGUACCUCCCUCGAACCUUCGGAUUCAUCCGGUUGGUUGGCUAUGGGCGACUUGGAGCUGCACAUCGCGGGGCUCGAUGGUUCAGAGCUGCACCUCACCGUGGCUGACAGCCUCACGGGCCGCCAGCUUCUGCAGCUCCUCAGGUCGAAGCUGCCACCGAGGCCGGGAAGGCUUCACGUGAGCUUCGGGGAGGCCAAGCUGGUGCCGGACAAGACCUUGCGGGAACAGAUUUCCGACUGUGCAGCCUGCGCCAGUUUCACCUUUGCACGGCCCUGCUUGGCCGAUGCUUGGAGUGCCGUGCAAACCGGCGAGGAGCUGGAGUUCUCCCUGGAAGGCAUCACAAAGCUGUGGUUCGGAGAGGGCUUCGACCACAGCUUGCGGGGAGUCAUCUUGCCAGAGAGCUUGCAGUGUCUCACUUUUGGCGACUAUUUUGAUCAGAGCUUGGAUGGAGUGACACUUCCGAGCAGCUUGCAGUGUCUGACUUUGGGCAAACUUUGCGCUUUUAGCAGCCAAGAUGUGGUUUUGCCAGCCGGCUUGAAGACCCUGACCUUCGGUGAUGAUUGCGACCAGAGCUUGAAAGAUUUAGCUUUGCCCAGGAGCUUGCAGACCCUGUCAUUUGGCAAGCACUUCGACCACAGCCUGGAAGACAUAUUGUUGCCCAGCAGUUUGCAAAGCUUGUCGUUUGGCGAGUGUUUCAACAAAAGCUUGCAGGGGAUUGCUUUGCCAACAAACUUGCGGAGCCUGAAUCUUGGCGAGCUUUUCAAUCAACCUAUGCAAGGCGUGGAUUUGCCCGACACAUUGGAGAGCCUGACGUUUGGUGAUCACUUCAAUCAGGCCUUGCGCGGGGUGAGAUUGCCCUGCAGCUUGCAAAGUCUGACUUUCGGCAGAUUCUUCAACCACAGCCUGCAAGGACUGACUUUGCCCAGCGGCCUGCAGCAUCUCACUUUGGGCCACUUUUUUGAUGAACACUUGCAAGAUGUAGCUUUGCCCAGCAGCCUGCAGAGUCUGACUUUUGGAAGCUUUUUUGAUCAAAGUUUACACGACGUAGUUUUACCAAGCAGCUUGCUGAGCUUGACUUUCGGCGACGAGUUUAACCAAAGCUUGCGCAAAGUGACAUUGCCUACUAGCUUGCAAACCCUGACCCUAGGCAGGUACAUGAAUCAUAAUUUGCGUGGAGCAACUCUUCCAAUGAGCUUGCAGAAUCUUUCUUUAAGCCAUUGCUUUGACCAACAAUUGCAAGACGUGGUCUUGCCAGGUAGCUUGAAGAGCCUGGCGAUCAUUUUAAUCACCCCUUGCAGGGUGCGACCCUGCCAAGCAAUUUGGAAAGCCUCAUCUUCGGCAGAAGCUUCGACCAGCGCUUGCAAGGAGUUUUGCUGCCAAGCAGCUUGCAGAGGCUGUGCUUUGGAACUUGUUUUGAUCAAAGCCUGCUGGGGGUGACCUUGCCAACCAACCUGCAGAUCCUAACUUUUGGCGAUCAUUUUGACCAAAGUUUGGAAGAUGUGACCUUGCCAGAAGGAUUGAAGCGUAUGACAUUCGGCGAUGGCUUCAACCAAGAUUUGGUAGGUGUAGCAUUGCCAAGCAGCUUGGAGAUCCUAUCUUUCGGCUACCAUUUUGACCAAUGCUUGCAGGGGGUACUUUAGAGCCUCCGGCUCAGUCCGCCGACAUUGUCCUCUCCCUUUUCUCCUUCUUCCUCUCUUCCUUGUCUCCCUUGUGUGUUCUGUCGUCCUCUCUCCCUCUCUCGGCUCCCAUCCUCCCCAUCCC
This is a messenger RNA of Effrenium voratum, 1785 nucleotides long. NCBI's taxonomy places the organism in Eukaryota, Dinophyceae, Suessiales, Symbiodiniaceae. The record is from the annotation of a GenBank genome assembly.